AUGACAACCACGACCUCUCCCGCACCUCCCCAUCCCCACAACGCUGCACCUACCGCCUCUGCUUGGAACCGUGACCAAUCCUCGGCUCCCCGGCUCGCCAACCCCUCUGCCCACCUGAACGGCUCUCACCCUCUCCCCGGAAACCCCCACAUCAAUGGCGGCGGCGCUCCAGUGAACGGUGCCGCACCCGUGGCUGUUGGCCACUCUCGCAAGGGCAGCAUCAUGGUCGGCGGCGACAUGGACAUCAAGCGGGGCAACCUUGCUUUCGGCACCGUCGACUCGUCGAACGGGAUGCUGUCGUCCUCGCCUGCCGCCCCCUCGAUCACCGGGUCUCACCUCGCCGAUGCAGUCAAAGCUUUCGGCUCGGUCCCCGCGGACUCGGCCGAUCCCGACGCGCUCAAGCCGCCCAGUCGCAAGCCGAGCAAUCUUGCAUCGACCGUCAGCCCCCCUCCCGGUCAGCCGGCAAAGAAACAGCCGGACAUCCACGCGAUGUUUGCUGGCAAGCCUGGCCAAUCGAUGGAGAGGCGCCAGUCGUCAGGCCAGAAUGGCCAGUCGAUGGCACCAAAUGGGCAGGGGAUGGGCCAACCCGGACCUCAGUUCCACCAGGGCCAAUCGCAGUACCGCCCAACUCCCAGCGGUAUGCCCAACUACAACCCAUUCCGCCCUUCCCCAAUGCAGAACCCUAUGGCUCGGCCCGGCGGCGGACAGGCUUCGAUGAUGGGGUAUGGAAGUCCUCAGGGACAGUACAUGAACUACCCAGGCCAGCAAAACUUCUACCCCGGCUACUACCCCGGUCAGCCUCCUCAGCAACCACAGCAACCUCCCUCGCAGCAGCAACAGCAGCAAUACGGCAUGCCUCCUCAGCAGUGGGCUCCGCCAAACAUGGCCAUGUCGUCGCCGCGCGGUCCAAUUCCCCAGGUCCAGUCUCCUGGUCCUCACCCCACCGGACUGCCCAACGGCGCCGCCGCCAGCCCCGUCAUGGCUCCUCAAAUGCGCCCACCAACUCUUUCCCCCCACAACGGUCCCUCCACCCCAUCUCGCUCUAUGCAACCCGGAGCUGCCUUCACUCCCGGCGCUUCGUCCUUCACCCCCGGGGCCAACUCAUUCUCCAUGUCUGGCGGUGCCAGCUCUUUUACCCCUCGUCAGUCCAAGGCGAUCAAGAUUGCUCGUCCCGACGGAACGGAGGUCGACAUCAAAUCCGUUGCUGUCAAACCUGCCGUUCCGGCGACAGAGGAGGCAGCUCCCGUGGCUUCUCCAGCUGCGUCAAGCACCCCGGCCAAGAAGCCAUACUCUCUCCCGGUGGUGGUGCGGCUCGAGUCUGAGGAGCAAAAGGCUCAGCGCUUGAAGGAGGAGGCAGCCAAGGAGAAGAUCAGGGCGAUCGAGGCUCAAGAGGAGAAGGAGCGCAAGGAGCGCAAGGAGAGGCAGGCCAAGGAAGCUGAAGAGAAGAAGGCCGCUGAGGAGAAGGCCAAAGCGCAGAAGGAAGAGGAAGAGGCAGCGGCCAAGAAGGCCGAGGAGGAAGCGGCCGCGAAGAAGGCGGAAGAGGACGCUGCCAGGGAGGAGAAGGAGAAGGCCGACAAGGAGGCAGCAGACAAGGCCGCGGAGGCCAAGCAGGCCGAAACUCCCGCACCAUCCACCCCCGCACCCUCUUCCCCAUCGACAGCGACCGCGGGUCUCCCAGCCAAACCCGUCGAUGUCGAGGUCAGCUCGCCUGCGAUGACUGACCGGACCGAGGCGAGCCAAACAAAUCUCUCGAUCGCCCGUCCCAUCGAGGACCUAUCCAGCAUCUCCUACCCCAACGCCAUCCAACCCCCCGUAUCGGGCUUCAACGACAACGCCGAGCCAGGCAAGUUCCGCUACGACCGGGACUUCCUCAUGCAGUUCAUGCAGCUCUGCAAGGAAAAGCCGGAAGGACUCCCCGCGCUCGAGGACAUCGGUCUCGAGGCCGACACUACGAGCGGCUUCGGCACACGAGGCGGACGAGGCGGACGGGCAGCCGCAGCUCGAGGUGGUCCGGCCGGACUCGGUAUCGGAGGCAUCGGACGACCCGUUGCUCAGGGGAUGGGCGCUUUCGGAAUGGGCAACUUUGGGUCUGUCCGCGGAACCACCAGCGAGCAACGGUAUCAGAACUCGCUCAACCAGCCGCGGGCGCCCCAGGGUGUACGAGUGCCCAGCUCGGGUGGUCCUCACGGCCUGCCAGCCAUGGCUCCAUCCAUGUCUUCGCGUGGUGGAGAGCGGAGGAGCGGACGAGGCGGACCCCGUCAGGGACGACCUCCCCCCCCAUCCUUUGCACAGGAGCCGGAGGUCGCCCCGUUGGCCAUCAGUCAAAACUCCUGGGUCAAGGCCCGUCCCACCGACAAAGACGAGAGCUCGCCAGCGUUUGUCGAGCGAAAGGUCAAAUCCCUCCUCAACAAACUCACUCAGGAGAAGUUCGACUCCAUCUCGAAGCAGAUCGUCGAAUGGGCCAACCGGUCCAAGAACGAGACGGACGGUAUGUCACUCAAGCUUGUUAUCAAGCAAGUCUUCGAGAAGGCUACCGACGAGGCGCACUGGUCGGAAAUGUACGGUCGGCUUUGCCGGACACUCCUCGACGAUCUCGACCCGGAGGUUACCGAGGUCAUCGACGACAAGCCAUUGUCGGGCGGUGUGCUCUUCCGAAAGUACCUUAUCGGGCGGUGUCAGAUGGACUUCGAGGCGGGAUGGAAGGCUCGUGAGCUUGCUGUCACUGCGGCAGCGGCCAAGAGUCAGGAGGACAAGGAUCGCCUGGCCAAGAAUGAGGCAGACAAGGAGGAGGGCAAGGAGACGGAGGCGGCCAUGCUCUCGGACGAGUACUAUGCCGCUCAAAAGGCAAAGCGGCGCGGAUUGGGCUUGGUGCAGCUCGUCGGAGAGCUGUACAAGCUCGAGAUGAUCUCCACCAAGGUCAUCAAGACCUGUCUCCAAACCCUCUUGGCCAACGUUACCGACCCGGACGAGGAGGACAUCGAGUCCACCUGCAAGCUCCUCACCACUGUCGGCGGGCAGUUCGAGGCUCAGGUGCCGGAGAACAUGACACCGGUCAUGACGCGCUUGAAUGCUAUUCUGAACCUGGAGGGAACAUCGUCUCGAUUGCGUUUCAUGAUCAUGGACAUUAUGGACCUCCAGAAGCACCACUGGAAGUCAAAGAAGACCCAGUCGAGUGUCAUGACGAUCGCCCAAAUCCAUCAGCAGGCGGCCAAGGAGCAGGCGGCCAAGGCGGCUCACGCUGCCCAGUCGACACGCGAGUCCAUGUCCCGCGGCGGGUCUCGGGCCGGGCGUCAGCGGAACGACGAGUGGCAGAACGUGCAACAGCCUGCUCGUCUGCCGCAGCGGCCGGCGGACAUGUCCAACCUCGGCAAGAUCUCUACAUCCCAGACUGCUCCCACCUUUGCCGGCCCAUCCAGCGUCUUCAGCAAGCGCGGCAAGCCGGCGGUCGCUACACCUCCCCUCUCCCGUCAAACCUCUACCGCCAACAUGUUCAGCGCGCUCAACGACGCCGCUGAGCCUGCCGCUGAAGCCGCACCCGAGCGCAAGCGGCUUGUCCUCCAGCCCCGUUCCGUCCCCGCACCAGGCGAGGAGGCGGACGAAGCGGAGGCAGGCGAAGUCGAGGAGGGCGAAGAAGAGGAGGAAGAGGCAGAGGAGGCCCCAAAGUCGUCGGCGGGUAUGUCGGAAGAGGCGGCCAAGACAAAGGUUGCGUCAGAUAUGAAGGAGCUGUGGGGAGAGAAGGAUCAGGGUGGAUCGAGAAAUCCGGACGACAUCGUCGAGUACUUCAAGGCCUUGCCAGAGGAACGCCAACCAUUACUUUCGGCUCAGCUUAUCGACGAGGCCUUCCGGCUGUCGAAGCUGAAGGACGCGGAUAUCAUUGCCAGGGGUCUCAAGCUUUCUCUGGAGCAGAACGCGGCGACAGUGGAGGUAUUGAAGAAGGGAAUCGAGAACCACAUGGUCAGCUUGGACGACGACGCUAUCGACUUCCCCCAAGCCUACAAGGCCAUCGCCCUCUUCAUCCGCAGCCUUUCCCUCCCCGACGCCGAUAUUACCGACCUUCUCUCCAAGGUCGAGGUGUAUGGCGAACCCAAAAUCACGCCGACGGACAAGUUGAACAAGGCGUUGGCGGCGGUAGAUGAGGAGGCCAAGGCGUCGGCCUGA
This is a messenger RNA of Dioszegia hungarica, 4158 nucleotides long. Its product is annotated as putative eukaryotic initiation factor 4F subunit P130. Lineage: Eukaryota; Fungi; Basidiomycota; Tremellomycetes; Tremellales; Bulleribasidiaceae. The transcript is spliced from 5 exons. Gene Ontology annotation, cellular component: eukaryotic translation initiation factor 4F complex. The coding region runs from base 1 to 4158 and encodes 1385 amino acids. Gene Ontology annotation, molecular function: translation initiation factor activity; mRNA binding; protein binding. The record is from RefSeq and is a predicted model, not a curated record.